Aspergillus vadensis CBS 113365 is the source of this 5113-nucleotide messenger RNA. RefSeq names its product RHS repeat domain-containing protein. NCBI's taxonomy places the organism in Eukaryota, Fungi, Ascomycota, Eurotiomycetes, Eurotiales, Aspergillaceae. Bases 1 to 4863 code for a protein of 1620 amino acids. The record is from RefSeq and is a predicted model, not a curated record. The transcript has 2 exons.
AUGUCGUCCAACCCUAGUGACCUCUACUCCCAGGGUUUCAAUUUUCGAAGUUUUCUACAGAAAGGAGUUGAUCCUCGUACUGGACAAUACACCGUCAGCAUUCAACUCUUUGAUGCGCCAUCGGAGACUCGUAACUGUCCGUCACUCAAACUAUCUUUGAGCUACAAUCCCCUCAACACCAAAGAUAUCGGUUUGGGCACUGGCUGGUCUUUUAAUCUACCCUCGUACGACCAUCGCCAAGGCAAGACUCUGUUGCUCUCGACGGGUGAAAACUUCCAAGCCACUGAGACGACCAGUGCCUUUUUCAUCCAGGACCAGAAGCUCAAGAGCUUCCAGGCCAAGAGAACGGGAUCAUCGGCAGGAUCUACUUAUGAGGUGGCCUACAAAUCAGGCCAGGUAGAGAUUCUCUCUGGUUUCAACAACACUUACAACCAAUCGGUUCCAAUCACCAUCUACGGCGCCAACGGUCGUGCACUCAGUCUGGAGUGGACCCGCAACGGUGAACAGCCACGACUGAGUAAGAUCCAAGACGGAGAUGAUGUUCUGCUGGAAGUACAGUAUUCCGAUGCGCAGGUAACCAUCACCAAGGCGCCUGGAACUACCGCGGCCAGCACCUUCACGCUUAUCCGGCGUAAUGCGCAAUUAACCCAGCUCGAACUGCCGCUGGACGACGACACGCCCCCGUGGCAGUUCUCGUACAACUCCCUCAGCAACGGAUUUGUGUGUGUCUCACAGGUAACAGGCCCCACUGGUUUGGUUGAAGAGGUCAAUUACAAGCAAGAUGGUCACCAGCUGCCCUCUGGAGCGCCUUUUACGAGAAUUCCAUACGUGGUGUCUCAUGUGGCGCGUCCAGGCCGUCAGCAGCCAGCCAUAAAGACAACCUACAGUUACUCCUCAUACAAUUUCCUGGGCUAUGGAGGAGGGCGGCAGUGGAGCGCUACCGGCGAUAACUUGUACCAGGUGCCUGCGGAAUACCAGUACACAUCCACGGCGCAGCUUGAGGGUGGAGCAACCACAACCUAUACUUACAACAAGUUCCACUUGACCACCAAGAUCGAGGAACAACUGAACACGAAAAAAUCUACCCAGGACAUCACAUAUCAUGCCACUCCAAAUACAGCGUUUGACCAUCAGCCUGCGCAAUACUUGUUACCCAAAACGGUUGCAAUCACCUAUGCGGACACAACUGCCUCCAGUCGGACAGAAACAACAACAACCGAAUUUGACGAAUGGGGCAAUCCUACUACGGAGAUCAAAACGGAUGGCUUGAUUACCACUCGCACAUACUACGCCGCAGAUGGAGAGGCAGAUUGCCCGGCUGACCCCCAUGGGUUCCAACGAUACUUAACGGAGAAAUUCGGUUAUUCGGAGCUCCCUACUUCAAGUAAUGCGACAGUACAGACAUUUGUUCUGCAAUCAUCGCGCAUCACUCUUGAGGGGGACACAUCGCUGACCACUGCCGAGUAUACGUAUAUCAACCAGCCAGACUCACGCGAUCAUGGACGCGUCCAAGAACAAAAGACAUGGUUAUCUUCGAAAGACAACGCCACAACCCAGACAUAUGCCUACGAGUAUCUCAGUAGCGGUGAAUUGAAAAAGACACUCAAUACGGCCGGCUUUGACGGCGUUUCGGCCAAAUUUGAGACCGUCCAUUCCCUGUCGUCUGGGAAGGUUACAGGACAGACGGAUGAUGCUGGUAUCCAGGAUGUCUUCCAAUAUGAUGCAUUGGGCAGAUUGGUCAAAGCCGCAACAGCAAUUGAUACCGACCAGGAAGCAGUCCGCUACAACAGUUACUCCAUCCCUGACGACGGCAGUAGUGGCAUGGUGCUGUCAGUCACGGAUGCUAAAGGUGUCCAGACACAAUACAUUUCCGACGGCCUGGAGAGAAUCUGCCAAGUGAAGAGACAAGAUGAUAAUGGCUUGUGGGAUGCGUCUACCAACACAUACUCCGGCACUUUUCGCUUACUGCAGGAGCGCAACUAUAAUGCUCUGGGCCAACAUGUUGAACAAACUGACAUUGACUGGCUGCGUACCACAGAUAGCGAUCCAACGGAACUACGAACAACCAAGGAACUGCAGUAUGACGAAUGGGGUCAGGUCCUGAAGACUGUAAGCAAAAGCACAGGUGUCACGACAAUUUCAGCAACGGAUCCUAUCAGCCUGAGUCAAACAGAAGGAAUCGAGGGCGAAGGCCAAAGUGUCACGCAGCUCAACCUGUCCGGCGUGCCUACUCAAAUCCGCCUUCUGGGCAAAAAUGGAACCGAGUACAGCAAGCUCACGUACAGCUAUGACGGCCUCGGGCGACUAGUGGAAGAAGAAGAUGCCUUGGGUCGCAAGACAAAAUACCAAUCUGACUCGUUUGACCGAGUCACUAAGACCACAUGGGUGAGCGGCCGGGAAGUCAACGUCCAGUAUGCCACCCAAAGCGCGGCAGCUCUCCCGACCUCACUCCAAGUCAACGACACAAACCUUGGCGGGCAGUCCUUCGAUGGAUUGGACCGAUUGACGCAGCGAACAGUCGGUGGGCGCAGUCUGAAACAAUCCUACCAGGGCAGCACCCCAGAGCCAACUCAGAUCGCCACGGACAAGGGCGACUUCAAACUCACAUACGAGCCGGGUUUGCGCCAAUCGCUCUCGACAAUCAGUAGCCAGGACAGAAAUGAGACAUACAAGUACGACUCAAAGACGGGGGUUGCAUUGCGGCUCAAAGGCUCAUCUAGCACCGCGGAUCGUCAGUACUACCCGUCAGGCCUACUGAAAAGUGAAGCGCUCGACCUCAGCGAAGGUGCCGCAUCCUUUUCUACUCAAUCGACAUACUCAAUGGCCGGGAAGUUGCAAGGAUAUACCGACGUUCACGGAAAGGAAUACCAGAACACAUAUGAUAGUGCAGGCCGCCUGAGUUCCUUGGCUGUAGGAUCCCUCACCGUCUCUUAUUCAUACGACAGCGCCAACCGUCUGUCCGGCACUACAGUUCAAGACCAAGAGCAUGACUCCAGCUUGACCACAAACCUUGUCUACGAUGACUUCGGUCGAGAGAUUGAGCGCACAGUGUUGCAAGGGGAGAAUCAGGUGUCUAGACUGACUCAAUCCUUUGGCGAGACAAGUCUUAUCACCACGCGGCAAGUAGAAGAUAAUGGGAACAUUGUCCGAAACGAAUCAUUUGCCUACGACGAGCACAACCGUUUGGUCAAGUACACAUGCGAGGGAAGCGAGCUUCCGAAAGAUGAAAAGGGACAUGAGAUACAAUCCCAAGAAUUCACCUUCGAUAACCUCGACAAUAUAACGUCUGUCACAACAGGAUUUCAAGAUGGAACUCAAAACACGGCAACCUACUCAUACAGCCAGAGUGAUCCAACCCAGCUCAGCCAGAUCACAAACAGCAAUCCCGAUUUCACACCUCAAACCACCCUGGCAUAUGAUGCUAAUGGAUGUCUCAUCCAAGAUGAGCAAGGCCGUAACUUGGAAUACGACAGCGGCGGUCGCCUGAAGUCAGUCAGAGAUAGCAGUGGCAGCCUUCUCAGUCAAUACAACUAUGACGCAGCUGGUAAACUGAUCUCCCAGUCAAUCCCUGACCAGCCAGAUACCCAGCUAUUCUACCGACAAGACAAACUCAUCAGUGUCAAGUCCGGAGACCGCCAAGUGAGCUAUAUAUCCGCUGGCAAUGAAUACCUGGGACAAAGUACCCAGAACGGCGAUCCUACGGAGAUUCAGCUCUGGGGAUCCGAUGCGAACGGCUCUGUGCUCAACUGGUUCAACCCAGCACAGCCAGAUCAAAUCCACCAACAGCAGUACACGCCGUACGGCUUCAGCGCCCCCGAUUCCGCCUCCUCCAUAGGCUUUAACGGCCAGUGGCGUGAUCCAGUCACCGGAUGGUACCACCUGGGUAACGGAUACCGCGUCUAUAACCCCGUCUUGAUGCGCUACCAUGUGCCCGACCCCGGCAGCCCAUUCGGCACAGGUGAAGUCAACGGCUACGCUUACUGCCUGGGCGACCCCAUCAACCGCAUCGACCCAAGCGGGCAGUGGAGCUUCUUCGGGCUCUUCGAUUUUAGCUGGGCAGAUCUAGUGUCUACCGUAAUCGGCGUGGUAGUGAGCGUCGCAGUCGGCGUCCUCACAGCCGGAGCAAGUGUGGCCAUCGAGGUCGGCGUGGGAAUCGCAGCCGGAGUAGCAACGAGUGCCGGAGUCGGAAUAGGAACAGAUCUAGUCGAAGGGCGAAUGCCAACAUGGAAAUCCGUUGGAAUCGACGCGCUCUCCGGCUUGGUCGGUGGUGUGCUCGGGGAGGCUGGUGGCCGGUUUUUAGCUUCUGGACUCAAAUUCGCCACCAACUUCAAGAGCUUCAUCGGACGAGCUGGCUCAUACACAGUCAAUGAGGUUGCAAAGACGGGAUUCGAGACUUUCAAGGAAGCUGUCAAGGGGGCUGUGGAAGGUGAAAUUGCCGGUCAGCUUAGCUACGGCUUAUACGGCGAUGCACUCUCCAGCGCGUUGGAAGGAGAAGACUCCUCAUCAUCGUCCCAGCAGGUUUCAAGUUCAUCACCGGUAACUAGGUUACCGUCAUCGUCUCAACCCUCUCAGAAGGGCCAGGUAGUCGCGGUCAGAGAGGCGUCGUUGGCUAGAGAUCCCAUCAGACUUUCUCUGCGGGAUGGUCAAUCGACCGUUUCUUCUAAUCGGGACCGCGCAUUCGGUAAGGAUGCCGGAAAGUCCAUUCCUGGCAUCUUGAAUCGCCAGCUCAAGUGCACGUUCGGGCCUCUUGGAGCUUCGCAGGGAAAGCGGCAAGCGACGGGAAGUGGUGCACUUGAGUCUUUGGAGAAGAAAAGAAGAUCGUGUGCGUCGGUGAGGAGUCAGAUUCGGGCUCAGGGUGUUUGAUUGAGUAGUUUAUAUGAGUUCCUGCUGUGAAGAAGAAGUUUGAUGCAUGAAAGAUGGAUUAGCAUCGAAUGGGCUUUCUGUUGUCCGUCUCUCCCCAUUUCUUCUCUCUGCCCUGCCAGUGUAAGCAAAUAUCAAAACAGCAAUGUCAUUCUAGUCUAUCUAGCAACUAUAUACUAUCACAAUCUGAGAUAUUCCUCCAUAAUUAGUAAGUGCGGCUGUAGUCAGUCUAUUGGUGCCGUGAACAGAAACA